Messenger RNA from Nylanderia fulva, 5575 nucleotides. The record is from RefSeq and is a predicted model, not a curated record. NCBI's taxonomy places the organism in Eukaryota, Metazoa, Arthropoda, Insecta, Hymenoptera, Formicidae.
ACGGUAAAUGGUAAGAUGGAGAACUGCGGAGGCGGCCAACGCCUGCCCCCGGACGGGGACGAAUUUCCAGCAGCAUAUCAAGAAUUUAGCAACAGUCAGCCACCGUACAGAUACAUCGCCGCGACAAGGACGACGGCGACGAUAGCCACAAAUGGAGGAUUGUGCAACGAGAAUGAGACGUUUCGUGCCGGCGAGGCAUAGAUGCUCGCGAACGACAGCAAUGUUGUCGGUUCGAGGAGCAUUAUUCUGCCCGAUAACAAGAUGACGUUGACGAAUCCGGAAAACGUGACGCAAGUAAGCAAAGCUGCUUCGACGACAGAGCAUAUCCGACAGGAUAUAGAAACCAAGACUACUUCGACUAAUGAUAACAAUGCCUGUCAGGAUAAAACGAAGGAUUGCGAGGUUUCUAAUGAAGAGACAAAAGCAUUCUUUCACACUUCGGAAGAUACCGCGAAGAGAAACGCUUCUGUCGUCGCGGGAAGCUCUCUUUAUUCUUGCCAAACGACCAACUCAACGAUUAGCGAGAAGAAGACGGAGAUCGCCGGAUAUUAUCACAAGGACGCGAUGACGAUCGAGGAGAUGCCAAGCCACGUGGAAAAGGACACGCCCGUCGAUACCCCUCCGCCUCUACCGUUGACAGGUCCACCUAAGAUGGAGCAAAUGGCAUUGCAUGCCAAAAACGUUUCUACGAUGGAGUCGCCGCAUAGAAAGUUUUCUCUGAACGGCGAUCUCUGGAGGCAGGAUGACAAGUCCGAGCGAUCCGUCCGAGACAAAAUCGCCAUGUUUUCGUCGCAAAGCAACCUCGACGCGCCCUUGUUCCCCAAUGUCAUGUCAGCCGCGGUAAUCACGAGUAACGGCAAACGUUUAUCCAAGUACAAGUCCUCUGAAGGUUGUUGCGACGACAAGAGCAACGGACAGAAGGAUCGGUCGACUUUCCUCGUUGACAGAACACAGAGCUCUUUCGAUCUCACCGAUUCGGCCAGAGCAUCGUCAUCAGGGCAAGAUUCCACGAAGAAAUAUGGUCAGAGAACUAGUUUGCCUGCUCAGCCUACUCUAUUAAGUCCUGCUACGCAAACUACGCGCGUUCCAAAGACGCUGCCAAUCGUUCCGCCGAAAGUUACAUCACUGUCCAGUACGUUAUCGCCUUCGUACGAUAAGCAGAUUUUUUCAAAUACAACGACGAAGAACUAUUGUGCCGAAAGUAGCGAUUUGUCGAACGCCGCGUACCCAAGUGUCAGUAAAACUGUCGGUUCUUAUAACAAUGCUAACAAUUCGAUGAAGACGAGCACGCCUUUAUUGACGCGAGCUACCAGUUUCUCAGGCUCGACCUUCUUUGUGCAAGAUCGAAAUUCUCUUACAGCCGAUUCGACUGGUAAUUCGCAUUCGAGAACAACUUCCCUGGCAUCUACGUUUAGACGACCCGGAGAAGACGUGAGAAGAAACAGCUUGAAUCAGCUGAUCGAACAGAGGCGGAAAUCGAUAUCGAAACUACGCGGUCUGGUUAUACCAGAGAAAGACACCGUGUCGAUAGAUCAACCUAUCGUCGAUCUACCGGAAAUUAAAUCACGCGAUUCGAUAUUACAUCAGAUACCAAAGGCAAACAUUCAAGACAAGUGGGGAUCUCAAAGUUCCUUGACCAGCAACGCCAGCACGACGAGUCAGCCCUUGAAAGCGACAGCAUUUAAAAUGCCGGCGCCACAGAUACACUCUAAGUAUUCCCCGGCUUUCAAGAGAAAAUCUCUCACGGUAUACGGUACAUCUGUGACGAAUUCUUCCGCGAUAAACGGCAAUAGUCCAAUCAAAAGUUCCCCGUCAAACGCGUCCACGUUUUCGGAGCCACCGAAAAGUCUGGAGAGCAUCUGCAGCCCGACGAGAAGUGAUUAUAGUUUCGAAUUCGCUUCGACAACCAGCUCACCGGAUGGUUCGCGUAACAGGCCAAGGACGGUUCAGAGGAAGGCUCGCUUGGACUACGACGAUUCCGACAACGAUUCGGCCGUGAGCAGCUCUCAAAGUAGUAUAUCUCGGGGCUUUAGUCCGCCGAUGUCUCCGGCACCAUCGGAGAGAUCCACUAUCUCCUCGGAGAGAUCUUACAUCUCCACAGAACUGAAUUAUCAACGUCGACUUUUGAUCGCGGAGAAUUUGAACAGAACUUCGGUGUCGCGAGAUAUCAGAGAUUCAAUCGGUGAAUCGGAUAAAGACCAAUUCGGCUCCAGAAUAGGUCUUCUCGGGGAACGAACGUGUCUGAACGAGAGAUCGUCAUCCAGUAGCAGCAGCUCGAAUCCGCGAUCGCCUCAACCGAACGAACUUUUUUCGAGAAACUCGCAAAUUCCACAACGACAGCUGAGACGAUCGAACAGCACCGACACGAACUGUAGCACAUCCUCGACGCUGACAUCCGGAUCUCAGGCCAGCGCUGAGUCCCUAUCUCGAAGAGUGCUGAAACCGCAAAGCGUGGAGGCUAUAAAUCGGAAGAAUAUUUUAGCGAGCGCCAGAUGUCGGAGUGGAAGGGAUCUGAACGGGUCACCGUUAAUCCAGCGAAAAUUCUCGGAUGACGAGGACAUGGCGAGGACUAUCGAAAACGGCAAUGUUCGUCAAGUAACUAAUGAUUCGGGAAAUGAGUCCGCGAACAAACGAGAAGUCAAUAUAGCUUAUAUAGAGGUCGCGGAUCCUUUCGCAAAGGAUGAGGAAUCUUUUCAGAAGGGAGAAGAAUUGAAGCUGCCACCUAAAAGAAGCAUGCUACCGCCGCCAGCUGUUAGACCGCCGAAGCCCGAAAUGCUAGAACCGUCAAACGAUCUUAAAAUGUGGGUUCGAGCAGAGGCGAAGACUCUAGCGCGAGCCAUGGAAGAAAAAUCAAACAACAAAUACGACAAAUGUCCCUCUGUUGUAGCUCAAACUUUGGAAACGUCGUCUAUAACUCACACGGCAAGAAAGAAUUCACACGACUCCAUGCUUGACGAACCUACUAAUUCAGUAUUGAAUGGUAGUUUGCCUUUAAAAAGUAGAAUCACAAUAAGCGAAGCAAAAGUCGCUACAAUGGAAACUUCAAAAUCACAAAACAGAGCGAGUAUAAGUCCCAGAAGGAACACGGAAGAUCAAAACGAUCUCUUAACAAUCUUAACGACAAAGAGCCGCUCUAGAUCAGCUAUACAUGUCGACGAAGGAACUUUUGGUAGAUCAAAAAGUCAGAUGAGUCUAGAGGAUAUAUUGGCUGCUAAAGCAGAUUCAAAGUUACUCCGCGCGCAAAAUACGGAACCGAAAAUCGAAAAGAAUGGCGUAAUAACAAGCUCGCCGAUAAAAUCUACUUGGGAUUCGAAGGAAGGUCGAUACUGUAGAAGAGGUUCUACUACAUCGAACGAAUCCUGGUCGGAAGAUAGACCUUUCGUUUCGAAGAUACCUACUUUGGGAAAAGUUAGGAACAUCGAUAGCGGCGACGAAAUGUUGGAAAGUGUCGAGAGAACAAGAAGCGCAACAUUGUCGAAGAUUCCGACGUCCCGCGGUCUGAAUCGACGCAGCGCCAGCGUUACAGAUAUGAAGAGAGCUGUAGACGCGAGUCCUGUAAACACCCAGUUGCAACAGUGCACCGGCGGCACUCAUAAUCGAUUUCCAAGCUUAGAUAGCAGUGUGGACGAAAACAUCGGAACGGAAACGGAUGUCGAUAGAUGCUACGGCGAACAAUUUGGCAGUAUCAGCUCGCUAUCCAGCAGUACCAGCUUGAUUUCGCAACAGGAAUUGGCGCAGCUUGUAGAAGAAGCAAGUUUAGAGGAAACGCGCGGUGCCCAUGACGUCAUAGUCGUCCUACUUCACAAGGAAAAUCCUACCGGUAGCGUCGGCAUCACUUUGGCUGGCGGCGCGGAUUGCGAGGUGAAGGAGAUCACGGUUCACCGAGUGCUGACGCAUUCCAUUGCGGACAAGGACGGCCGGGUGCAAAGAAGCGACAGGAUCCUCAGUAUAAACGGUAGAAGUACGCGAAAUCUCACACACAGAGAGAGCAUGGCGGUGUUAAAGCAACCGAGAUCGGAAGUCGUGUUAGUUGUGUCGAGAGCUAGGAUGGAAGAGGACUGCAAACUGAGGUCGCGGACUGCGAGUGUCGAAACCAUCGUCGAAGGAUUAGAGACGAAUGUGGAGGACACAGUGUGGGGGCCACCGUCGACUGUGGCAGUCUACAAAGAUGGAACUAGUUUGGGAUUCAGUUUGGAAGGCGGCAGGGGCAGUCCUCUCGGGGACAGACCUCUGAUUAUCAAGAAGAUAUUCACCGGAGGUGCUGCCGAGAAGACAGGUGCUUUAAAAGCUGGGGAUCAAUUGCUCGAAGUAAACGGUAACGAUGUAACGCGAAUGUCGAGAAUAGAAGCAUGGUCUUUGAUGAAGAAGCUACAUGAUGGUGAAGUAAAUCUCCUAGUCAGGCAUCCUGCCACCAAAUCCUCGUGAAGAGUAAGGAAUUCCGACGCAAACGGGAAUGCAGAAAUGUGCCAAGCAAGCGACUGGAUAAAUUUUCGAUUGAUACUUGUUAAAUAAUGCGGGGCAUGACAGACUUAAAAAGCGUAAAAAAUUAUUAUUCGAGACAUUCUACAUCCGUAUUAUCGCGAGAAAUUAUUCUAUCGAGUUUGCAAAUUUGAAUAAUAUUAAAAAAAGAGAUUAAUUAUUAUCAUCGAUCUUUAAAGAAAAGUUGCUCAUGAUAUUUCUGAGUCAUUUAAACUAUUAAAAGUCUAUAUUCGCUAUUCUAAUACAGUUCCAUAAUUAUAUAUCAUAAAAUAAUAGACGAAUUAUUAAUUAAAAAAAAAAAGAAAAUCGCAAACAGGAUUUGCUUAUUUAUUUUGUGUUUUGAUCGAAUGCCUCGUAGGUAUUAAAUUUUUAGUAGAUACAAUCUUGUAUUUACUAAAUAUGUAAAUAGCAGUAAAAUAGUAUAUUUUCUAAAUAUUAAAUGUAAAUUUGCGAUAUGAUGCAACAUAGUGUGUGUGACGUAAAUGAUAUAUUUUCAUAAAAAUGGAAUUUGUCGUGAAAGAAAGAAGCCUAAUGAAUGCAAAUUUCCAAUUUUGAUUGACAAUACAAAAUACAGUUGCAUUCAAAAUAAUCGCACUGAUUUGAAUAUAAUUGUUGAAUUUAUUACAUUUGUCAUGUAAUUGCAUUGGAGAUUUUGUUGAAAAACAAUAAUAGAGAAAUGUUAAUAUAAUUUUCGUUGACAACGAAGCAUAUAAGAAAUUUCUAAUGCAUGCCAUAUGCAAAAUGAAUAAUAAUAUUACUGGAAUGAAAUAGAUAGAUACAAUAUGUCGUCAAUUAAUCGUCUAGAACAACGUUGAUACGUACGAAUUGUACGACAUUAAUUUCAUAGUGCCGGCCGUGCAGUAAUAGUUCCAGUUAAGAGUUUGCGACAAGCAAAUAAUAACCGAAUAAGUAGUUAAAGUAUGAGCCUGAUCGUAGAUCAGGUUUAUUUUUCUAAUAUCGAUCUUAGCCGACCAUAGCCACCCCGUCGCUUUACUUUAUAGUGGUUCCUGUUGAUUUACUUUAAAAUACGAAACGAUAGAAUAUGUACAUCGUAUAAAAUGGCAACAUCAAAACUGACGCGCCAAUUAAUAGUAUC